Molecule: messenger RNA, 426 nt
Organism: Entrophospora sp. SA101
Lineage: Eukaryota; Fungi; Glomeromycota; Glomeromycetes; Entrophosporales; Entrophosporaceae
Source: the annotation of a GenBank genome assembly
AUGGCACAUCGAAUGGGUGGACGGAAAAAGAACAAUAAAAAAGGAUUCCAAUUCACUCUUAUGGUUGUUGGCGCAUCUGGUACUGGCCGUACAACGUUUGUUAAUACACUUUGUAGUAGUGAAGUAUUAAAAGCAAAAUUAUGUGAUUCACCUGAAACUGCCCAUGUCGAAGAAGGAAUUCGUAUUAAACCAGUUACAGUUGAAUUGGAAGAAGAUGGUGUAAGAAUUGCUUUGACAAUUGUAGAUACACCAGGAUUUGGAGACAAUAUUGAUAAUGAAUUUUGUUUUCAAGAAAUUAUGGGUUACUUGGAAAGACAAUAUGAUGAUAUUCUUGCUGAAGAAUCUAGAAUUAAACGUAAUCCAAGAUUCAGAGAUAACAGAGUUCAUGCACUUCUUUAUUUCAUAACACCAACAGGUCAUUCGUAA